Molecule: messenger RNA, 2063 nt
Organism: Manis pentadactyla (Chinese pangolin)
Lineage: Eukaryota; Metazoa; Chordata; Mammalia; Pholidota; Manidae
Gene: NCK1
Product: NCK adaptor protein 1
Exons: 3
Coding region: 461-1402 (313 amino acids)
Biological process (GO): positive regulation of translation in response to endoplasmic reticulum stress; negative regulation of endoplasmic reticulum stress-induced eIF2 alpha phosphorylation; positive regulation of endoplasmic reticulum stress-induced intrinsic apoptotic signaling pathway
Molecular function (GO): ephrin receptor binding
Source: RefSeq, a predicted model, not a curated record
GUAGUUACCCUGUAUAGUGAUGGGAAUCCAGCUUUUACGUCAGACAGCCUUCUCUUCUAUCUCAGGUUUCUGAACCCCUUUUUGGUAAGUUACCAAAUUUAUGAUUGUGCUGAUGGAAAUUUUGAAAGUUAAGAAAGAAAGGGAGAAAAUACAUGAAUUAAUAAUUUCAACUACCAAAAAAUAUGUGUGCUUUAAAGCUUCUUCCAAAAUACAUCUGAAUAAAAAGGUCACAUUUGUGGCAAUUGUGAUAAAUUUAUUUUAUAGGUUCUGUUCUAGUUAAGGAGGAAAAAGUUUUUGAAAGAGCAAGGCCUCCGAAAAACUUUGUAUUGACUGGGUGUGGGCCAAGUCACGUGGAUCGGGCGUGGGGAGUUUCAGUGUUGCAGAACAAAUGAGGACGCUUGCAGAAUUACCCUGAGCUGUGUUGAACUGACAAAAGACAACACGGGUUUUUUAAUUCAAAAUGGAUUGGUUAUACGUCUUUAAAGACUUUUUCAGCAUUGGAAAAGUGAAAAGAAAACCUAGCGUGCCUGAUUCUGCAUCUCCUGCUGAUGAUAGCUUUGUUGACCCAGGCGAACGUCUCUAUGACCUCAACAUGCCUGCUUAUGUGAAAUUUAACUACAUGGCAGAGAGAGAGGAUGAAUUAUCAUUGAUAAAAGGGACGAAGGUGAUUGUCAUGGAGAAAUGCAGUGAUGGAUGGUGGCGGGGUAGCUACAAUGGACAAGUUGGAUGGUUCCCUUCAAACUACGUAACUGAGGAAGGUGACAGUCCUUUGGGUGACCAUGUGGGUUCUCUGUCAGAGAAAUUAGCAGCAGUUGUCAAUAACCUAAAUACUGGGCAAGUGUUGCAUGUGGUACAGGCUCUUUACCCAUUCAGCUCAUCCAAUGAUGAAGAACUUAAUUUUGAGAAAGGAGAUGUAAUGGAUGUUAUCGAAAAACCUGAAAACGACCCCGAGUGGUGGAAAUGCAGGAAAAUCAAUGGAACGGUUGGUCUGGUGCCAAAAAACUAUGUUACCAUUAUGCAGAAUAAUCCAUUAACCUCGGGUUUGGAACCGUCACCUCCACAGUGUGAUUACAUUAGGCCUUCACUCACUGGAAAGUUUGCUGGCAAUCCAUGGUAUUAUGGUAAAGUCACCAGGCAUCAAGCAGAAAUGGCAUUAAAUGAAAGAGGGCAUGAAGGUGAUUUCCUCAUUCGUGAUAGUGAAUCUUCGCCAAAUGAUUUCUCAGUAUCACUAAAAGCACAAGGGAAAAACAAGCAUUUUAAAGUCCAACUAAAAGAGACUGUCUACUGCAUUGGGCAGCGUAAAUUCAGCACCAUGGAAGAACUAGUAGAACAUUACAAAAAGGCACCAAUUUUUACAAGUGAACAAGGAGAAAAAUUAUAUCUUAUCAAGCAUUUAUCCUGAUACUGCUGACCAAAAGCAACUGCUACAUAGCUGUAAUUUGUCAUAUAAUUGAAGACUGAGAAAAUGUCCAGUCAUGCUUGUUUGGAAAUUGCUGUUUCUAACUCCGUAUGAGAAUUGACUAUAAUACCUAAGUAUUUUUAUUAUAACUCAGCCCCUACAUAUAUACUGCAUAUACAAAGCAUCUGCAUAGAGCAAUUCCUUAUCCUUGGUUUUCUGUUGCUGUUUUCUUUGCUGUUUUUCUGUUUGCUUCUAAUAUUAAGGUUUUUAUUUUGAAAAAUUAUGCAGAUCAAAAGUCUUUAUAUGGAAGAAUUUCUUUAUUGCCUUUAUUUCUUUGUAAGGGUGCCGUAUUAGCCACUUCCUCAGUGGUUUCUCGUCAGAUAAAAUUAUAUUGAUAUGCUCAAAUAAAUUUCUUGAAGAGUGUUAAUCUUUUCUGUGACUAAAUAGCAAUAAUAAAUGUUAAAUUAGAUAUUAUUUUCAGGUAUUGUAUUUGUUAAAAGCCAUUGUAAAUACCAAGUAUGUUGUGUCUGCCAUUUUUAAAAAUUCAUCCAUUGUCUUCAGUGUAAAGCAAAAGAAGUUGGACGUAAAUUAGAAAACAUAUCUUGUGCAAUUUUAAUUUACAAUUGUUGAAAACAAAGAUUUCUGAAUUAAAGUUUUUUUGGUG